AUGGCUCAUAGAGAGGAAUUCGAAACCACCGAUGUGGUGAUAUGUGGUUGUGGACCAACCGGGGCAAUGCUGUCGGCCUAUCUUGGUCAGAUGUCGAUUCGCAAUGUUGUCCUGGAAAAGCAUGACGAAAUUACUACCGAUCCGAGAGGAAUUGCUCUAGAUGAAGAUGGAAUUCGUCUGCUUCAGGGGGUUGGAAUUUACCAAUCAAUCUAUACUGAGAUUGGGUCGUGCAUGGGAAGGUUCCAGUUCGUCGGGGGUACUGAUUCAAACUUGGACAAGAAACCCUUUGCGGAAAUAAAUCUCGAGAUGACCCAAGGUACAGGCCAUGUGGGCUUCCUUUGUCACAAGCAGCCAGCAAUGGAGAAACAUUUAAGAAUAGCAAUGGCUUCGUCUGAAUUCUGCGAGCUGAGAUCAGGCUGUACAAUUGACUAUCUUUCAGAAGAUGGAGACUGGACAUACUGUCGCUAUUCUGAUGCCCAAGGAAGCAGGAAGCAAGUUCGAUCGCGAUUCUUUAUUGGCGCUGAUGGUAAAACCGGAUUCACGAGAAAGCACUAUCUCGAGUCCCGGGGAAUCAAAAUGGAACAGGCUCAUCGCGCCUUUUACGAUGAAACAUGGGUGGCAUUGAACUGGAAGAUAUCAUUGCCCAAUGAAAAGACACACCCUGAUUUCCCACUUUGGUCUUUGGGGUAUACCCCGGAGCAGGUUUACGAUCUUUUCUUUCCAGUUAGUUUCCGGUUUCUGUGUAAUCCGACACGGCCUGCUGUUUGUGGGCGGUUUGGUUUACCAUCAGACCGACUAUGGCGAUUUGAAUUUGUUGUAUUGAAAGAUGAAGAUGGCGAAGAGAUGGCACAGCCUGAGAUGAUAAAAAAAGUCGUUUUUCCGUAUAUCACACAUCCGGGUACUCGCUAUGGAUUGAAGCAAGAUAUCACAUAUCCUGAGGACUGUAUCAAGGUUCUCCGGUCACGUCCGUUUAGAUUCGCAGCUCGGAGUUGCAACAGAUGGUCUCAUGGCCGCGUCGUCUUAUGCGGCGAUGCAGCGCAUGUCUUUCCGCCGUUUGGAGGUCAAGGAAUUGCAUCUGGAUUCCGUGAUGCUAUAUCUCUGGCAUGGCGUCUUGCAUUACUUUGCAGACCUCAACCCUUUGGGCCUAGCUAUCACGAUAAAGUCCUGAGCGCCUGGUAUUUAGAACGCAAGCAGCAGCUCGAACGAUCCCUCUCAACUACCAUCCAAAACGGACAGUUCGUGACAGAGAGUAAUCCCAUCAAGAUCUUUUUACGUGAUUGGUACUUCUUUCUCAUACGCCUGAUUCCAUGGUUGUGCCGGUCACAAUUUGAUGGCCGAAACGAAAUGGUCCAGUACAAAUACUCAGCUGGAAUGCCAUUCAUCCCGGAGUAUAGCGGCGGCUUGUGUCUUCCUCAGGUAUACUGCAAAGCUGUUGAUCGGCCGGCUGGUGAUGUCCUCUUUACCGAUGAUGUUAUCUUCGGACCACAUAAAAAGGGACUAUUCCAACUCCUCGUCUAUCUCAAGAGCUUGAGUGAACUUACACAAGCUCGAGAGGAGAUAUCCGAUAUCGAAGAUAUCUCAAAAGGAGAGCUUCAUCUUGAGGAAGUGACAUUCAUUGUCGAGGACAUGCAGUGCAAUCCAUCAGAAGCAGCAGGACAAGACCUUUCUUCUGUAUUCCGGCUUGCGAAUGGAGAAGAGUUUUCAAAUUCCCCUCUAUGCCAUCGACGUCCAAAGGCAUUGCGUUAUGACCCUUACUAUCUUGGGAAUGAGCUGCGAGGGAGCAGGUUUGUGAUUGCUCGACCUGAUCGGUUUACGUUUGCGGCGUGUGACAAUAAGGAGGAUCUUAAAAGUGCAGCUCUGGGGGUAGUUGCGUACCUUCAGGGAGGAGAUAUUAGGUAUUAUUGA
Messenger RNA from Aspergillus wentii DTO 134E9, 1905 nucleotides. Its product is annotated as putative monooxygenase. The transcript has 6 exons. Gene Ontology annotation, biological process: 3-(3-hydroxy)phenylpropionate catabolic process. Lineage: Eukaryota; Fungi; Ascomycota; Eurotiomycetes; Eurotiales; Aspergillaceae. Bases 1 to 1905 code for a protein of 634 amino acids. The record is from RefSeq and is a predicted model, not a curated record. Gene Ontology annotation, molecular function: FAD binding; 3-(3-hydroxyphenyl)propionate hydroxylase activity.